Aureobasidium melanogenum CBS 110374 is the source of this 732-nucleotide messenger RNA. Its product is annotated as sterol desaturase. The transcript has a single exon. Lineage: Eukaryota; Fungi; Ascomycota; Dothideomycetes; Dothideales; Saccotheciaceae. Gene Ontology annotation, molecular function: C-4 methylsterol oxidase activity; iron ion binding. The coding region runs from base 1 to 732 and encodes 243 amino acids. Gene Ontology annotation, biological process: ergosterol biosynthetic process. The record is from RefSeq and is a predicted model, not a curated record.
AUGGCUCAACUGGUUCGGACAAUCUGGACAGAUGUCCUGGAAUCGGCCUCGUCUUACAAGAUUGAACUGGUCGGUACAUUCGGCAUCCAACUGGUUGCUUUCUGGCUUCCAUCCCUCUUAUUACUAGGCAUUGACCAAUUCCUACCCUCCUUCUCAUUGCGGCACAAAAUUCAAUCGCGACCGACACCAACUCAUGUCCAGAUCUGGCAUUGCAUUGAUGUGGUCAUUCUCAAUCAACUGUUGAUGGCUACAGCAAAGAUACUUGAGCUUGGAGUUCUACAUCUAGCAGGUCACUCUUCGUUCUACCGCUUCGACCACACCAUACCAAGUAUGUUAGAAGUAAUACGCGACCUCCUCAUCUGCAUUCUCGGCUGCGAAAUAAUCUUCUACUACUCCCAUCGCCUCUUACACCUCAGAUCCUUCUACCAACGCAUACACAACCAACACCACCAAUUCAAAGCCCCGAUCGCUCUUGCUGCCCAAUACGCACACCCUUUGGAGUAUCUUGUAUCCACCAUCUUUCCAUUCUGGCUGCCUCCACAGAUUCUUGGCUGUCAUAUUUUGACUUGCUUUUUGUUUUGGACUGCGGCUACUUUGGAGACGGUGAUUGCUCAUAGUGGAUAUGACUUUUUUACGGUUUUUGCGAGAAAGCAUGACUUGCAUCAUGAAAAGUCGAGGGUCAAUUUUGGCACUUUGGGGUUUCUGGAUUGGAUACACGGGACUGGCGCAUAA